AUGGGGGAACGAAGGCGUCUGCAGCACUGGAGAGACCAGAUGAGAGAGGAGUUAGACAGAGUCAUGGAUUUCUGGAUUCGGCACUCUGAAGACAAGGAAUAUGGAGGUUUCUUCACAUGUCUCAGCCAAGAUGGAGCAGUAUACGAUCCACUGAAGUACCUUUGGCUACAAGGCAGGCAGGUUUGGAUGUAUUGCCGUCUCUACAGAAAGGUGCCCAGGUUCCAUAGACAGGAAAUACUUUCAUCUGCAAUUGCAGGAGGAGAGUUUCUUCUGGCUCAUGCGAAACACUCCACUGACUCCCUCAAAUGUGCCUUUGUGGUGACACGUGAUGGUCGAGCAGUCAAGGUCCAGCGCACGAUCUUCAGCGAGUGUUUCUACGUUAUGGCGAUGGAUGAACUGUGGAGGACCACAAAUAAAGAGCUGUACAAGAAAGCAGCACGAGAGAUGAUGGACCAGCUUGUACAUUGGGCGAGAGAGGAUCCAUCGGGAUUGGGAAGGCCAGAGCUGCCGGGAGCUGAUCCUGUGAAUUCUAUGGCAGUGCCAAUGAUGCUGUUAAACCUGGUGGACCAACUGUGUGAGGAGGAUAAAGAUGCAGCAAAGAAAUAUGAGGAACUGGGAUCCUGGAGUGUGGAGAGGAUUCUGCAACACAUGCAGCGUGAUGGCCAGGCCAUUUUGGAGAACGUAUCUGAGGAUGGAAAGGAGCUUCCAGGCUGUUUGGGCCGGCAUCAGAACCCUGGACAUGCCCUUGAGGCUGGCUGGUUUCUUCUGCGCCACGCCAUGAGGCACUCUGACCAUACUUUGAGACAAACUGCGGUGGAGAAGUUUGUGUUGCUGCCAUUUCACUCUGGGUGGGAUCAAGAGCAUGGAGGUCUCUUCUCCUUUCAAGAUGUGGAUGGGCAUUGCCCUACACAGUUGGAGUGGAGUAUGAAAAUGUGGUGGCCGCACACAGAAGCUCUGAUUGCUUUCCUGCUCGGAUAUCAGGAGACUCGGGAUCCACGUCUGCUUGACCACUUCCAGACAGUGUUUGACUAUGUUUUCACACGGUUUUUGGACCCUGAAUACGGAGAGUGGUUUGGCUACCUGAGUCAGGAUGGGAAGGUAGCACUCAGCAUUAAAGGAGGCCCAUUUAAAGGCUGUUUUCACAUUCCACGAUGCCUGUAUAUGUGUGAGGUGAUUUUGUCCAGGCUUCUGGAAGAAGACAACCAAGCCACAAAUGAGUUAUAA
Molecule: messenger RNA, 1224 nt
Organism: Staurois parvus
Lineage: Eukaryota; Metazoa; Chordata; Amphibia; Anura; Ranidae
Source: the annotation of a GenBank genome assembly